ACUCCCGGAUCAGACGGGAGCGCGAGUUGCGCGGGCGAGACCCUGCGCUCUGAGGGUCGGCUUCCUCUCCCCCUCCCGUGCGGGCGGGGUGGUGCGUUCCGAGUUCCCAGGAGUUCGAGGCGGGCGGGUGCCGGUGGGGGGAGGGGAGUGGCGGUGGUGGUGCCGGCGGCGGCGGCGGGCGGCUCCCGCCUCAGCCUCUGCAGUGGCGUCGGCGACGGCGGAGUUGAAGCAGCCGCGAGUGCUCGGCUGAGUGUCAGCCGGCGGCGACGGCUCAAGAACUGGGAGUUAGAGACGCGCGCACCGGACCUUCCGCCGCCGCCGCCGCCCACAGCCUGAGGCGCCGGGGCCCGGGGAGCCGGGGGGCAGGAGAGCGAGCUGGCCGGGGGGAGGGUGGGGGAUGGCGCGGACCCUGGGGCCGGCUCCGCUGUGUCCCGGAGGCGGCAAAGCACAACUUUCCUCCGCUUCUCCCCCCGGGGCCGGGCUCCUGCUGCCGCCCCCGACGCCACCGCCGCUGCUGCUGCUGCUCUUCCCACUGCUGCUCUUCUCCCGGCUCUGUGGUGCCUUAGCUGGACCAGUUAUUGUGGAGCCACAUGUCACAGCAGUAUGGGGAAAGAAUGUUUCACUGAAGUGUUUAAUUGAAGGAAAUGAAACUAUAACACAAAUUUUAUGGGAGAAGAUACAUGGCAAAAGUGCACAGACUGUUGCAGUUCAUCAUCCUCAAUAUGGAUUCUCUGUUCAAGGAGAAUAUCAGGGAAGAGUCUUGUUUAAAAACUAUUCACUUAAUGAUGCAACAAUUACUCUACAUAACAUAGGAUUCUCUGAUUCUGGACAAUAUAUAUGCAAAGCUGUUACAUUCCCACUUGGAAAUGCUCAGUCCUCUACAACUGUAACUGUAUUAGUUGAACCCACUGUGAGCCUGAUAAAAGGGCCAGAUUCUUUAAUUGAUGGAGGAAAUGAAACAGUAGCAGCCAUUUGUAUCGCAGCCACUGGAAAACCAGUUGCACAUAUUGAUUGGGAAGGUGAUCUUGGCGAAAUGGAAUCCACUACGACUUCUUUUCCAAAUGAAACAGCAACAAUUGUCAGCCAAUACAAGCUUUUUCCUACCAGAUUUGCUAGAGGAAGGCGGAUUACUUGUGUUGUAAAACAUCCAGCCUUGGAAAAGGACAUCCGAUAUUCUUUCAUAUUAGACAUACAGUACGCUCCUGAGGUUUCAGUAACAGGCUAUGAUGGAAACUGGUUUGUAGGAAGAAAAGGUGUUAAUCUCAAGUGUAAUGCUGAUGCAAAUCCACCACCCUUCAAAUCUGUGUGGAGCAGGUUGGAUGGACAGUGGCCUGAUGGUUUAUUGGCUUCAGACAAUACUCUUCAUUUUGUCCAUCCACUGACUUUCAAUUAUUCUGGUGUUUAUGUCUGUAAAGUGACCAAUUCCCUUGGUCAAAGAAGUGAUCAAAAGGUCAUCUAUAUUUCAGAUGUUCCACUUAAGCAGACCUCUUCUAUAGCUGUAGCUGGAGCUGUAAUUGGAGCUGUCCUUGCCCUUUUCAUCAUUGCCAUCUUUGUGACUGUGCUGUUGACUCCUCGAAAAAAGAGACCAUCCUACCUUGACAAAGUGAUCGACCUUCCACCCACACAUAAACCACCUCCUAUGUAUGAAGGACAGUCCCCCCCUUUGCCUCAGAAAGACCUUCUAUAUCAGACUCUUCCUAAGCAGAUUCAGUUAUGGAGUCCUUGGUUAAAUUAAGCUGACCUAAAUGGAGUGUUCCUUCAGGCAGCAGCUGUCAUAUUGUGAUGUGUGCAGUGCUAGUGCGGCCUCCAUGCCUGCCACAAUGCCUGACUUACCAUCAGAGAAUAAUAAUAGAGAUAAACAGAUUAAUAAGAGAGAUUAGUAGAGAUUAAUUUAGUGAUAUAUGUUACUACCUGUUAACAUGAAAUCACUAUGGGAAGACUAACUAUUGACUAUUGACUAUUAUCAAAACAUUGACUAUUAUCAAAACAUUCCUAACAUAUUGGGACAGCAAUCUUGUAUCCUAGAAUUUCAAGGAUUGUCCUAAUUUCACAUAUUCGUGCUAUUGACUAUUAUCAAAGCAUUGACUAUUAUCAAAACAUUCCUAACAUAUUGGGACAGCAACCUUGUAUCCUAGAAUUUCCAGGAUUGUCCUAAUUUCACAUAUUCGUGCUUUAGUGUCAGUAUGUAUUUAAGUGCACCUAUCCCAAUUUUGAGACUUCUUGCACUUUCCCAAGCCUUUUCUCCAAUUUCUUAAUAGCUUCUUUCUCCAUUUCUGAUGAUUCUAAUUCAAAGUACUUUCUUCCUAUGUUUAAAAUGGCUCCUAUAUCUUAACAUCUGAAAAAUAUUCCUAAGAUAAUUAGAAGAAUAUCUAAUUUAGAAUAAAAUGUGCAAUGUGAACUAUAGGAAAAGAACUUGCCACAGUGAUAUUCACUUUCAAAAGUAAUAGGAGACAUUAAUCUUACUUACAGAACUUCAAGAAGUAGAGAGCAACCUGGGUUCUAAUUUUCUGAUCUGCUAUGUAUUAUAUCAUUUAUUUAAUAUUUCAUUUUUAUUCCCUAUUUCAUAAAAUGAUAGAGUAACUAGAAAACACAUAAGAUACAUUUAGGAAGAGCCAGAAAAUGGGGUAAUUGACCCUUUCAUUUAGUUGAUUCAGAUUUCUUAAAUAAAAUGGCAUUAGAGUCAAGAUUUUCAUUAAAGUAAAAUUUUAAGUUUGAAACCUCUUAAAUUUGAAGAAAGCAUGUUUGAAUGAACCAAUUUAAACAUUUCUAAAUAGUCCGUUGGCUUUUUCUUUUAAAAAAAAACCUCAACGAUAAAGCAUAGGCCAUAUAUAUUUUUUUAAUGCUACAAGUUAGAAAUCAGAAAUACUAAAUAAAAUUGUGUUACACUUCGUGUAUUACACUUGUCUAACACUUAGAAAUUAAAUUCAAGAUGCUUUUUGGUUUAGAAAGCUUUACAAUGUCAAAAAUUAAGAAAAAUUUAAAAAAUCUAAUAGAUGGAAAAACAUUCAAAAGGCUUUGUUUUGGAUAAAGUAGUCAAGAUCCCAGUUUAUCCUUGGGUGAAUUAACCUUAGUCAUUUGACCUAGAGCCACUAAGUUAUUCCAUUUUUUUAUGAGUAUGGGACUCUGUCACCCAGUCUGCCUUUGCAAUUUGUCAGAUGAAUUUCCAUAGUUACCAACCUACUAUAGUACAAAUUUCCUGUUCCUGGACAUGAUAGUAGACAUAGUUAGCACUCUCUUUCCCCAGAGACAUGCUGUCGCCACUGGUUAAGUUUAGUUGUGGCAUGAUUCCAGAUUUAUUUUGUUGAUUCUUUGGCACAUGUUGUCAAACCAAGAUGUUUGUCCCCUCAAUUUUAUGUACUCUGUUUGCUUUACUGAUGUUUGCUUAAUUAGGAAUAUGUGCAGGGCAAGCAAUUAGCCUAUUGUUGACUCAUUGUUUUUUAAUGUAUUGCUUGCUAUUUGGGAAUCUGACUCUGAAAAGAUAUAAGCCCCAAAGUGAUAUACGUGUUUCCUUGGGCGUAUAAAUUAAGAAGUUAAUCUUAUAAUUCAGACUAAACAGUAUUUUAUUACUGAGGAAUUAGUAAGACUUGUUGGGGGAAAAGACUUAUCCACUCUGUGGUACUUUGGUUUGAAUCAUUGGUGCUGCCUUAACAAAUAUUUUUCAAAAAUCAUUAGGCUUGUUAUCAUUCCCAUAUUUAUAAAAAUGCACAACUCACUUUCUUUACCUUUGUGUGCUGAUUACUAGCAAAUAUGUAUGUAAUAUAUUCAGGAUCACCUCUUAUGAUGACCUCCUGUAUGUCUAUUUUUUUUUUAUUCUUCAAUUUGUUAAUAUGGUGUAUCACAUUGAUUGAUUUGCAUAUAUUGAAGAAUCCUUGCAUCC
Delphinapterus leucas (beluga whale) is the source of this 3877-nucleotide messenger RNA. The record is from RefSeq and is a predicted model, not a curated record. NCBI's taxonomy places the organism in Eukaryota, Metazoa, Chordata, Mammalia, Artiodactyla, Monodontidae.